GUCAAAAUCAAAUCCGAUUGCUUGAGCUACAAUCCAACCCCAAUUUCAAUAUUUUAACAUUUAUUAGUAUUUUUACAGAAAAAUAGCAACAAUAAAAUAAAAAAAAGGUUUAGAAUAAAAUGCCCAGAAAAAUUGCUGCUUGAAGCCGCCGCGAACAAAAUCUCUCAACAAUCUUCCAGUUUCGCCCGUUAGUGGGAGUGUCGGAGUUUUCCCACCGUCGCAACUUCCGCCGGAGAUGGCCGCAAUUUGGAGUUAGGGUUUGUACUUGUUUAUUUAAAUUACAGAAAUCUCUAAUGCGCUUCUCUCCAGAAUUGGAGCAUAUGUCUUCAGCUAUAUUAUCCCUCUGCAAAACUAUCAGGGAUUUCAACCAAGUCCACACCCACAUCAUUCGCGGAUGCUGUGAUCAAGACCAUUUCUUGAUUACCCACUUCAUUUCCAUCUGCGCCGCCGUUCUGCCCUCCAAUCUCUCAUACCCCACCGCCGUUUUCGACUGCGUUACCCGCCCAAAUAUUUAUCUAUGGAACGUUUUGAUGAAAUCUUACUGCCAUAACUCUUCUCUGAACGAAUGCUUCUCGUUUUUCAAAAGGAUGAAGAGGGGGUUGGAUGUGGUUCCUGAUAAGUACACCUUCCCUUCUGUGAUUAAGGCUUGUUCCUACGUUUCGGCUCUGGAGGAGGGCAGGGUUCUUCACGGGGUGACGGUGAGGUGUGGCACUGAUGGGGAUGUGUUCGUGGGGUCUAGUUUGAUCGAUUUUUAUGGCAAGUGUGGGCAGAUUGACUGCGCGCGUAAGGUGUUCGAUGGAAUGUCUGUGAGGAAUGAGGUUUCUUGGACAGCCAUGAUGGUGGGGUACCUGAGUUUUGGGGAUAUGGCCGCCGCGAAAUCUUUGUUCGAUGAAAUGCCUCAGAGGAAUACAGCGACGUGGAAUGCGAUGAUCAAGGGGUUGGUGAAGUCGGGCGAUUUGAAUUGUGAAAGAAACCUGUUCGACGAAAUGCCUGUUAGAAACGAGGUUUCGUUUACCACCCUGAUCGACGGGUAUGCCAAGGGAGGUGACAUGGCAGCUGCGAGAUCCUUGUUCGAUCAGUUGACUCACAAGGAUUUGUUUUCAUGGUCUGCUUUAAUGUCGGGGUAUGUACAAAACGGGAAGCCAUGUGAGGCAGUCAAAGCUUUUUCCGAAAUGCAGGAUUCAAAUUUGAAGCCAGAUGAAUUCAUAAUGGUGAAUUUGAUGUCUGCCUGUUCUCAAUUAGGGUGUUCCGAGCUAGCAAAAUGGAUCGAUUCCUACAUGAAAAACGGAUCCUUUGACCUAAGGCGCGCCCACGUGGCUGCAGCUCUCGUUGACAUGAACGCAAAGUGUGGCAACAUGGAGCGAGCAGCUUCACUGUUCGAAGAAAUGUCUAAACAAGAUUUGAUUUCGUAUUGCUCCACAAUCCAGGGCUUAUGCAUCCACGGGUUCGGUUCCCAAGCCGUUCACCUCUUCGAUAGGAUGAUAAAUGAAGGGAUAAGGCCUGAUGACGUGGCAUUCACCGUUAUCUUGUCAGCAUGCACUCACGUUGGACUCGUUGAUGAUGGGUGCCGUUUCAUCGAAUUGAUGGUUAAUAGCUACUCAAUCAAUCCAACUCCAGAUCAUUAUGCGUGUAUGAUCAACCUUCUUGGAAAAUCGGGAAAGCUUGAAUCUGCUUACGAGCUUAUACGGUCAAUGCCUGUGGAAUCACAUGCUAGUGCUUGGGGUGCUCUUAUCGAGGCUUGUAGGGUCAACUGUGAUGUUGACUUGGGUGAGGUUGUGGCGAGCAGACUCUUUGAACUCGAGCCUCAUAAUGCCGGUAAUUAUGUACUGUUGUCGAAUAUUUACGCCGAAGCUGAUAGAAGGAGUAACGUGUUUAAUGUGAGGGAUAAAAUGAGUAAGAGUGGAGUUAGAAAAGUACCCGGGUGCACUUAUGUAGAGUCAACUAUGGCCGCUUGAUUCUUGAUUUUUUGCCCCACAGUCGAACACGUGCUUCAUAUGCAAAGAAGGUGUUCGGUGCAGUUCUAAAAUCGAUGCUUCUUCGUUAGUGGGGCCCACUUUUGAAGCCGCAACGCUACAUUUUGAGCAGAGUACAUCAGUAAAUAAACAAUGCCAUUUUCCCCUCACAGUGGUGGAGCUAAGGGUAAUGAGGGCCUCCCCCCUCCCCCCAAGUGAACUUUUUGUGUAUAUUUUAGCCAAAUGAAGGAAAAAUCCUGGUUAUGCAGCGUUCUACGGUGGAGUGGAAUUAUCGGAACUAAUGUGAAUAAUACCUAAUUGCGUUUUCUUUUUAAAAAGUUUGCAAUAUUUUGUUGACCUCGGGGAUUGUGAUCGUAGUGUUUUAUUAACGGUGAAGUGUAGCAUUUAAGUUUUUUAAAAUGUAGGUAGUGGUAAUAGAUUUACGAGCUGUUGUUUAUACUUGUUAUUUGUAGCUUCGGGAAUGCGUGUUCUUCACUAAGUUGUACAGGAAAUAUAUUUGAUUUUGUUGAAUUGCGGAUUGGUACAUCAAAUUAAAUUAAUGGAUAUGA
Erythranthe guttata (spotted monkey flower) is the source of this 2521-nucleotide messenger RNA. Lineage: Eukaryota; Viridiplantae; Streptophyta; Magnoliopsida; Lamiales; Phrymaceae. The record is from RefSeq and is a predicted model, not a curated record.